Messenger RNA from Lobosporangium transversale, 1861 nucleotides. RefSeq lists its product as hypothetical. Bases 14 to 1804 code for a protein of 596 amino acids. Lineage: Eukaryota; Fungi; Mortierellomycota; Mortierellomycetes; Mortierellales; Mortierellaceae. The transcript has a single exon. Gene Ontology annotation, molecular function: protein binding. The record is from RefSeq and is a predicted model, not a curated record.
CUUCAACAUCGACAUGAUGACUCUCCCUUGCAGGGUGUGUCUUACUCUUUCAUAUCUGCUUCUAUUCUUUUCCUUUAUUCCAUCUAUUCUACAUGUCUAUGCUCAACCAUUUCAACCAUAUCCUGUUUAUCAAGGCUUUAGUGCAUAUAUCGAUGGUAAAGGAUUGUAUAUUCUUGGAGGCUCCAGGGAUCCAACCGGUAUCAAUCUAGCUUCGGCAAAACAAUCAUUUAUGAUCGACCUUUCAGCUUCGUGGAAUGCAACUACGCCUCGGUACGCACUGGUCCCAAGUCUACCAAAUGGACCUAUCAACGCAGAGACACCAAGUGCCAUUUCAUCCGAUGGACAGAGUUGGUUUAUCGUGUCCGGAGGCACCGGGUACACCUUGAAUUUUGGCACACAGAAAUGGAGUCCUAUGUUCAGCGACGGCAACAUUGGCAAUGCCUAUAAUCGUCUCGUCGGUAGUUGGGGACUUUCCGCUGUAACUGACCCAAUCACGGGUCUUAUUUAUGUUCCCGGAGGGUAUAUCGAGAGUAGCAACAUAAACAGUAUGCUUCAGGUGAAUCUUGCCACCAGUUCAUUCGAACGCGUACCUAUGGACCCUACCUACAGUAUAAAUCCAUUCUAUUCCGCUGCAUGGAGCAGAACAGGAAAUAUGCUCCUUCUGUUGGAUACAGAUGGUAACCUACAAAGCUACAUUCCAUCGAAGGGAUGGAAUACCGAAGUACAAAAAGGACAAAUACCAUCUCGACGAAGCUCUGCUUGUCUCUUAUCCUUUAAUGAUGGGGCAAAAAUGGUUUACUUUGGUGGAUAUUCAAGAGAGUUUAGCAAUACAUUGAGUGAUAUUCAUAUACUGGAUGUCGCAACUAUGACCUGGACAAGCGGCCCCAGUAUUAUAGAAGCCAAUAGACGCAGUGGCGCAGCCUGUGCUGUUUCAAAUGGACAGUUUAUUGCAUGGGGUGGGGUACAAAUUACUGCAACGAAUGAUUCAUUUGCCCCCAUGAAUCCGGUCAUUUUCAACCUGAAGACAAACACCUGGGUCUCUCGCUAUGUUGCUCCACCUCCUUCAAAAACCACUACCACGCAACGUACCACGGCUACUUCUUCACUCCAGCCAUCAAGUACAGCUGGCAAUAGUACAUCACCUAACGACAAUAAGGCCACUAAUGAAGGAAAAACAGAAGGAGGCUCGCGCAUCCCUAUUAUAUUAGGAGCAGUCAUUGGCGUUUUAGUCGUUGUGGUCGUUGUUGGAGGCCUGUUUUGGUAUCGCGCACGUCGUAGACGCUCGGCGGAUGAUGGAAACUCUUUGGCGCAAAAAGCAGGUUCCGAUGAUGGCUCAGACAACGUGACAACAAACAGCAAGGGUGACUACAACAAGCGAUCAGAUUCACCAGACGGCUAUUCAAUGUCUCGGCUACAGAACCAAGCUUACCCACCCCCACCUCCUAGUUUCAACUCACUCCGGUCAACGAACGAUUUCCAAGAUAGGCCUCAUCAUAAUAGCUCCUUUUCCGUGAGCGAUGAUGGAAAGUCCCCUUAUUAUCCUCCCCCACCCUCAUCCAGGGCACGUUCGCCUAAUACGCUGAUCGAGAAACAUCCACCAAGCGCAUCAAGAGUGGUGGGCCGUCCACAACUAGGAGCUUAUGGAGCACAGAACCUUUCAAAGAACCCACAUACUAGUCCAACGAACUUCCAACAUUCCGAUGGCCUACCGAAGGAAAUGUACUUUGCCGUACCGCCAUCCACCCCAUCUAAUCCACACACUACCUCUUCCUACUACCAUAUACCAACAUCUAGUUAUCAAUAAUCCUUUAAGCAUAAUCACAUUUCAAUUUUCAUCUCAUCAUAAACUAAUAUCUAAUGC